Messenger RNA from Calidris pugnax (ruff), 532 nucleotides. Its product is annotated as deoxycytidine kinase-like. Bases 1 to 258 code for a protein of 85 amino acids. The record is from RefSeq and is a predicted model, not a curated record. Gene Ontology annotation, molecular function: deoxyguanosine kinase activity. The transcript is spliced from 4 exons. Gene Ontology annotation, cellular component: cytoplasm; mitochondrion. Lineage: Eukaryota; Metazoa; Chordata; Aves; Charadriiformes; Scolopacidae.
AUGGCCCUUACUGCAGCCAAAUGCAUGGAAAGGCUACAGAUGAGGGGAAGAGAAGAGGAGCAAGGAAUUGAGCUUGAGUAUUUGGAAAGCCUCCACUAUAAACAUGAAACCUGGCUUCAUGAAAGGACUAUGAGAGUUGAUUUUGAGAACCUUAGAGAGGUGCCCAUUCUAGUUUUGGAUGUUAAUGAAGACUUCAAGAAUGAUAAGAUUAAACAGGAGUACCUGAUUGAUAAGGUCAAGUCUUUCCUGACUUCCUAAGAACAUGAAAAUGACUUUGAAUAAGUCCUUGAAGUUUAGGAGUUAAACCUAACAAUCAGUGUUUUCCUAAACAUUUACUUUAGCUGAAUGCAUUACCCAUCUAGCUUAUUUUAAGGCAAGACUGAAGUGUAAAAUAUGGUUUGGGUUUUUUUGCUUGUCUGACCUGUGUGGUUUUUCACAGAAUUUUGUCUAGUUAAAAUGAAAACUUACGGGGUGCUUUGAUAGUGUUCUUUGUGUGUAUUCUCUGCUUAUUAAUAAAGUUUUUAAAAUAAUA